AUGGCGGCUGCCAAGGAAACUCAUGAGGGGCACAAAACCUCCCCAGAGAAUGUGGAUGCCUCAAACCGCGAUCCACAGUUUGAGCCGGUAAUGGCUCGUCGUGAGCUGCUGCAGAUUAAGACCCUUGAAGAAGAUGAAGAAGAGCUCUUCAAGAUGAGAGCCAAGCUAUUCCGAUUUGCAAAUGAGAAUGGCCUUCCCGAAUGGAAAGAGCGAGGGACUGGUGACGUGAAGCUGCUGAAACACAAGGAGAAAGGGACCAUUCGCCUCCUCAUGAGAAGGGACAAAACUCUGAAGAUCUGCGCUAAUCACUAUAUAACACCGUUGAUGGAGCUGAAGCCCAGUGUAGGGAGUGACAGGGCCUGGGUCUGGAACACACACGCUGAUUUUGCCGAUGAAAGCCCCAAGCCUGAAGUGCUGGCGAUUCGAUUCCUAAAUGCAGAAAAUGCUCAGAAGUUUAAGGCAAAAUUUGAAGAAUGCAAGAAUGAAACAAGAGAAAGAGGAAAGAGAGCCGGAGCAGGCUCUAAAGAGAGCAGCACCAAAAAAGUGGUGGAGAAGUUCUCGGAGCUGUGUGUGAAGGAGGUGAAGGAGGAGAAAGAAGGAAGCCAAGAGCCCGAGAACCCCGAGGCACCUGAGGAGGAGACCUAG
Dromiciops gliroides (monito del monte) is the source of this 645-nucleotide messenger RNA. Its product is annotated as ran-specific GTPase-activating protein-like. Gene Ontology annotation, molecular function: GTPase activator activity. Lineage: Eukaryota; Metazoa; Chordata; Mammalia; Microbiotheria; Microbiotheriidae. The transcript is spliced from 2 exons. The record is from RefSeq and is a predicted model, not a curated record. Gene Ontology annotation, biological process: positive regulation of mitotic centrosome separation; nucleocytoplasmic transport. The coding region runs from base 1 to 645 and encodes 214 amino acids. Gene Ontology annotation, cellular component: centrosome; nuclear pore; cytoplasm.